This is a messenger RNA of Helobdella robusta, 1311 nucleotides long. RefSeq lists its product as hypothetical. The coding region runs from base 1 to 1311 and encodes 436 amino acids. The record is from RefSeq and is a predicted model, not a curated record. NCBI's taxonomy places the organism in Eukaryota, Metazoa, Annelida, Clitellata, Rhynchobdellida, Glossiphoniidae. The transcript is spliced from 3 exons.
AUGCCCAUGUUCAGUUCAAUGGCUUCUCUCAAUCCAGUUGAGUUCAUACAGAAACAUUCCUGGCGUUGCACGAAAAAUACAGCUAAUUUUAACGUUAACACUGUACACUCGCCAGCAAAUUCAAAUGUGGAUAUUUCUGCCAACAUUUUUAACUCAAAUACUGCCAAUAAUUAUUCUGUUAAUAUGGAUAAUAACAAUUUAAUUCAACGUUGCUGCGGAAGGUUCUGUAAAGAUCGCAAGGGAUUAAAAAUGCACCAACGUUCGUGCAAAACACAUAAACAACUUCCAUUAACUAACGAUGAGGAAAACGCCGUCGAAACAUCAACCCCGACGACGCCACCACCUUCGCCAUCGUCGGACGUUCAACAACAACCUACGACAACAAGCCACCAGACGCUAGAAAAUGUUGAAAACACUGAAACGCCUCUUCUUGGAAUCAGACUUCCACGAAGCCUUGCUCAAUGGCUUGAGGCCAACGCGUAUUUUCAACUUCACCAAUCAACGCUACCAAAUCUCACCAAUUUGAAUGAAUUCACAAUCGGUUUCCAAACCAUGAUCUACAACUACUUUGCCUCCAACUUCGGCACCAUCAACAAUAAAAUUAAAUCGGACGGAGGCACAAAAACGUCAAUUAAGUUGUUGAAAAAAGAAUUAAAACAACUUAAAUUCUUGGGCCGCAAUAACCAUCAUUUCGACAACCAAAUAAAGUCGGUUAGCAAAACGUUGAGAUCGAAGUUAUCGUCAUCAAAAUCUUCAGACUCAACUAAACAGCACAACACAACAAGCCAACUCAAACGUCGAUUUUGGUGGUUUUGCAAAAAAGAUUUUUAUUCAACUACAAGUUUGAGCCCAUCAUACAGCGUCACCGUCUGCAAAAACUACUUUCACUCCAUCCUAAGCGAUACUCACAACAACAAGCAACAGCUGCCAAACUGGAUCCCAAAACUCUCAACACCGCCAACACCUUGCAACACAGAUCCUCCCAGCUACAACGAAAUCUCAAAAAUCAUUCGAAAAUAUAAAUCAAGAUCAUCUCCAUGCCCACUAGACCAGAUCUCAAUAAUACCAUUCAAAAAAUGCCCAAUUCUCAGAACUAUUUUCCAUCGUCUAUUAAUCCAAUGCACCAGUUCAAAAAUGUUCCUUCUCUGCGUUAUGGGGGAGCUUUGCAAACCAAGUUCUUCUUCCGAUAUAUUUGAAAAAGAAUUCACAUCUUCUUUUUCUUUUUGCAAAUGUUUGAGAGCUUUAUUCGACAUUUUAAACAGCCGAUUAACAACUACAAAGAAAAAUAAUAAAAAAUUUACACAAUUAUAA